Molecule: messenger RNA, 477 nt
Organism: Macadamia integrifolia
Lineage: Eukaryota; Viridiplantae; Streptophyta; Magnoliopsida; Proteales; Proteaceae
Product: single-stranded DNA-binding protein, mitochondrial-like
Exons: 2
Coding region: 1-471 (156 amino acids)
Biological process (GO): positive regulation of helicase activity; mitochondrial DNA replication
Cellular component (GO): mitochondrial nucleoid
Molecular function (GO): single-stranded DNA binding
Source: RefSeq, a predicted model, not a curated record
AUGGGUGAAAAAGAAAGAUGGGUUUCUUUCUCUUAUGAUUAUUGCUGUAGUGGGUUUCUUUCUCUUUUGAUUGGGCAAGUUGGGCAGAAUCCAAUUCAGAAGCAAUUGAGGAGCAGUAGGCCUGUGACGCUGUUUUCGCUUGGGACUGGUGGGAUUCGAAACAACCAGAGGCCGUUUGAUAAUGAAGAGCCCAAAGAGUAUGCUAAUAGGUGCACUGUUCAAUGGCAUCGAGUUGCAAUGUACCCAGAGAGAUUGGGAGGGCUUGCUUUGAAGCAAGUCAAACCCGGGUCUAUCUUCUAUGUCGAGGGGAAUUUGGAGGCCAAAAUAUUUAGUGAUCCAAUAACAGGUCUCGUUAGGCGUCUUAGAGAGAUUGCAAUUCGUAGAGAUGGUCGUGUUGUAUUUCUCAGUAAAGAUGGAGAUGACAACGAACCAACACAAAUGGAGGACUUGAGAGGCGUGGGCUACUACUAAAAUGAA